CAAUAUGACCGUGGAUGUGUUACUGCAGAUUGUUUAUAUAAUUUUCAUCAUUAGCAAUUAGAAAAGUAAAUAGCUUUGAAUUAUGUAAACACAUUUAUUUUCUAAUUGUAUUUCCAGCUCUUGAUAAAAUAUGAAAAUUUUGUUUUCAGGUACAACUAUGGAUCUGAGAUUGAGAUUGCCUGUGAGACUGUUGCCAUCUGUUUCUAUGCAAACAAAAAUUACCAUUAUUUCAGUAACAUUUGGACUGUCUCUUUUAGGAUUUGUUGCUAAUAUGCUUAAACGACGCAAAAGAAGCAGACCAAAAUCAUUAGAAAAUAUUAUCAACAAAUCCAGGAAUCAGAAUAUCUCUGCUAAUGGAGAAGUUAUAAGAGGUGGAACUAAUGUUGGUCCUCAUCGACAUAAUCGUCAAGGCUCUAUUUGUAGUGUUGAUCGUCAGUCUGUUCGUUCCUUAUUGACUGUCAACAUGCCUAUGGACCCUCUUGCAACUUCUGAACUAACACCUCAACAGUUAGGAACUAUGGGUAUGGAAGCUCUACAGACAGCUAUAGCUUACUGGGAAGAUGCUUUGAAGGCAUAUUCGGCUCCUCCUGAUGGUCCUUUAGCUUUGGCAGAUGCAGAAGAAGUAAACUUUACUCACAUGCUAGAAAAAAUUGUAGAGAAGGCCCUGGACUUACAAGAGAAUUGUGUCCACUUGUUCUUAGACAGCAACUCUGUUCUCUUCAAAUCUGAAACUCAGUCUGUUAUCUCGUCUCGUCAUGACAGAAUCACUGAACCAGAGAGACGAACUGUCACCAGCAUGUCUUCUGUUGAGAGCUUUGUUUCCGCCCAAGCCGAAAUAGCAGAUUUAGCAGAUUUUGAUGAAUAUGAGUCAAAUGUAGAUUUAAGGGAACUUACUUUAUACCAAACAGCUUUGAAGAAAAAUGAAGAAGGAGCGAUACCUAUACGCUUAUUGAGAACUGAAAUGGUGCGGUGUCAGUCUAAUAGAGAGUACAUUGCAAAAGUUCACUGCAUACGAGUUGCUUUUCAGUUAUUGUUUCAGAGGGAAGAAAUUCGCUCAUAUUUUAUUGAAGUGGGAAGUAGAAUACUGACAGGAUUGAUGCUUCGUGGAGAGAGAGAUCCUAAACUAAUCUUAGCAGCAUAUGAGAGCAUAAUAUCCUUCUCGAAGGACAAAAGAAACUGGCCAAAAAUGGAAGAUGAACUGCAAGAACGAGGAGUGAAAUGUUUAUCAUUCUAUGAUGUAGUGUUAGACUUCAUUGUUCUAGAUGCAUUUGAAGAUUUGGAAAAUCCACCAUCAUCUGUAACUGCCGUUGUACAGAAUCGGUGGUUGUCAAAUGGAUUCAAAGAAACAGCAUUGUCUACAGCUGUUUGGUCUGUUUUGAAAGCAAAAUCAAGAAUGUUGAAAUAUCCUGAUGGUUUCAUCAGCCAUUUUUAUCAAGUAUCAGAACACCUCAUUCCAGUUCUCGCUUGGGGCUUUUAUGGACCUGAUGAUACUUUAAAAGACAUAUGUUUAUAUUUUAAGGAAGAAGUUAUGGGCUUCAUGUUUGACAUUUUCAGCUUCAACAAAGUCCGUUUUACUAGAAUUGAAGAUCUUGCUUCUGAUAUCAUGCAGCUUGCAAACUUAAGAUUUGAUAGGACAAUAGAAAGAUUAUACAACUGAAAUGUAUUACUGUUUCUUUUUCUUAAUUUAUUGAAUGAAAACAAAAUUUACUAUUCAUUUUUAUAUUGUUGAUAAUUUAUAAAUUAUUUUUUCUGGUUGCUUUAAUAUGAGAUGCAAGAAAUUAGUGUCAGUUUUUAUUACUUCUGCCAACGAAUUUUUAAAAACAUGAAUCUUUUUAUUUCUGGCUCAAAAUAGCCAAAACUGUUAAAAUUUGUCAAUUCUUUAUUUUUCUUUUUAAAGUUAUUUUUUGUUUUUGUGAUAACUCAUAGGAUCAUUGAGUGAAUUAUUUGCAUAUAUAUUUAUACAAUGUCAUUAUGUGAAUAAGAAUCUGAAAUGUUUUCAAGCAUUUUGUUUUAGUGUCUUUAUAUUAUCUGUUAAUGUUGGUGAAGUGUGCUGCUUGUUGAAAUUACAGGAUGAUCCAAAAGCCAUUGACAAAUUUUAGGAAUGAAAUCAGCUUAAAUCAAGUCUGCACAAGUAAGUUCAUUUUUAUAGAAACACUGUACAGCCAUUACAGAGUUUUUUAAUAAAUGGAAGAAUAAAUAUAAUAAAAUAAAGAGUUCAGCACAGGUUUAUUAGACACAGCAACUAUAAUUCUUUAUUAUAGUAUUAAAACAGAAAUAUUUAUGAGUUUCUCUUUUGCAAUUGUAUUACAAUUAUUUCCUUUUGCAAUUAUGUGUAAAAUCAUAUUUAUAUAUAACAAGAUUAUGAGGUUCUCCAGAGUACAUUCCACACCUUGAAAAUUCUUAUUUGAAUAAUCUUAUCUUGUUAUCUGCAUAGUUAAAGAUCUUCAUUCUUUAACUAUUCCAUUUGCUUUUGUAGUGUCAUAUAUUCCUGUGCUAUAAUUUUGCUUUGUGCGCUUGACAUUCUUAAGGUUUAUAUAAAGACUUUUUAUCUCUUGAUUGCAUAUUGAUAACAGAAAAUGUUAUACCUUUUAAAAUGUGCAAUCUUUUUUUAAGGAAAAAAAAAGAAGGAAGUUUGGGUUUAAAGUUGUUUAAUUUUUAUGAAAACUCAAAUAAACUGCUUAAAUACCUCUUAUACACUGUGUACUAAUUUCACCAUUGUGAAUGUUUGAUGUGAUAUUCUGGAAUCUUAUAUGUGCGACUGAAAGUAAUAUUGUUUCUUACUAAAAUUGAUAAUAUUUAAAUUAGUAUUUUCAGUAAAAAUUUUUAUCUUUCAAUUUAUAUUUAUUUAAAAUAUUAAUUAUCAAAUAGUUCAUCGUGAGAUAAUAAUAUUUUUAUGCUUUCAUUUUCUUGCGGUUCAUGUAUAAAUAUGUGCCAUCUUAGCAUGAUUUCUUAAUUUUUUUUUCAGCCACUUAUUUAUAUCUUCAAUAACUACUUAAAAAGUCUUUCUUUGUUAAUUACACAAAAUUAUACUAUUAUUUCAUAUUAUUACAAUCACUAUAGUAAAAAUUAUAUUACAUUUUUAAAAAAAUAGUUUGUUAUUUUUGGCUUUGAUCAAAACAUAUUUUUAAUUCUGUUCGAACAGUUUAAGGGAAAAUGAACUUUUUCUUGAAGGCUAUGGUGGUCAAAGGUUUUUAAAAAUAUUUCUCAUAUCAAUAAAAGGUUUUUCUUACUUUGUACUACUAUGUGUUUCUUAUACAACAUUCUUUAUUUAUUAAUUUUGGAUUUAAUAUAUCUUCAUCUGAUAUUUUGUGGAAUAAUCAUUGUGGUGCUGCUUUAACAUGAAUGUUGUGAUUUGUUUAAUUAUGCAAUUUGUGCUGAAAUAAUUCAGCACCAUAUACAUACUUAAGGCUGCUUUGUGGUAUUGAUGUUCUUUGUUGGUGCUUAAGUCCCUUUGUGCAGAUCUUCAGAUGACGAAAGUUGUUGGUGUCUCCCAUUUAAUAUCAAUACUUGUUAUCCUGAAAAGUUUUUUCAGGAUAAUAAUUACUUGUUUAAAGUUAAUCCUUUAAAUAAAUAUGAGAAAAAAGUAUUGUUAUUGUAAUUUUGUGAAUCUAUUUCGUACUGAUGUCUUGAUCCUUGAAUGUUACGGAAUAAGCUAUAUAUGUGUAUUUGCAUCUGUUUUCUAACUGUUGUCACUGAAAUUCGUGUUAAGAAGAUUGGAUGUUAUCAUUCUACUUGUAGUUAUAGAUGUUUGUUAGUGAUUAAUUUAUAUUAUUUGGAUCUCAUUUUAUGUUUUUUAUUGUAUUUUCCUGUUUGUUACCAUAAAGUUUUUCAUAAAUCCUUACUAAUGCUGCAUCUAUGAAC
This is a messenger RNA of Argiope bruennichi, 3861 nucleotides long. RefSeq names its product mitoguardin-like (gene Miga). The record is from RefSeq and is a predicted model, not a curated record. Bases 131 to 1657 code for a protein of 508 amino acids. Lineage: Eukaryota; Metazoa; Arthropoda; Arachnida; Araneae; Araneidae. The transcript is spliced from 14 exons. Gene Ontology annotation, biological process: mitochondrial fusion.